AUGCCCCUUUGGGAUGUCAGUCACUUUGCGCAGGUGUUCUAUGGCAUUCCCUUCAAGCAGGGAGACCGCAUUCUGACAGGUGUCCAUGAGUAUGCAGCCAAUUACAUCGCUUUCCUGCAGGUAGCUAGGAGGACCGGCGUCAGGAUUGAAGUCAUCCCGGAGGACGCCGACAAUGAUGUUGACAUAGCAGCAUUGGAGGACAGCAUUGUACGCGGGGACAGAAAGCCUGCACUGCUGGCAUUCACACACAUCCCCACAAAUUCAGGUAGAGUGUACAGCGCGGAGGCGAUAGGGGCGGUGGCGAAAUGCCAUGGAAUUCCUUUUCUGCUCGAUGCUUGCCAGAGCAUCGGCCAGAUGCCACUGGAUGUCCAAAAAAUUGGCUGUGACUGGUUGAGCGGCACCUCUCGCAAGUACCUGAGAGGCCCCAGAGGCGUCGGGUUCCUGUAUGCUUCAGACGAGGCAGUGAGGAGGUUUGAGCCUGGAACUCUGGACAUGUACGGAGCAAAGUGGACGGCAGAGUCAGAGUAUGUGAUGCUGCCGGACGCCAAACGAUAUGAGCAAUAUGAGAAGUGCUUUGCUGCCGUGGUUGGGCUGGGAGCUGCAGUGCAGUAUGCGAAUGAACUAGGCUUGGACUGGAUUUGGGAUCGGGUGCAGUCUCUUGCAGCAACUCUGCGCGCACAGCUCUCAGAAGUGCCUGGCGUGCAAGUUCAUGACAAGGGGAAAGUCCUGUGCGGCAUUGUCAGCUUCACCAAGGAUGGAAUUGCACCAGGCCAGAUCAAGGCUGCUCUGCUGGAGAGGGGAAUCAAUGUGAACACAUCAUUAAAGUCAUCUACGAGGAUGGACUUUAUGAAGAAUGGACUCCCCGAUGAGGGAGUGGUGCGGGCCUCCGUGCACUACUAUAACACAGAGGAAGAGAUAUCUGCCGUUGUGCAGGCUGUGUUAUCAAUAUUUUGA
Coccomyxa subellipsoidea C-169 is the source of this 954-nucleotide messenger RNA. Its product is annotated as PLP-dependent transferase. The record is from RefSeq and is a predicted model, not a curated record. The transcript is spliced from 7 exons. The coding region runs from base 1 to 954 and encodes 317 amino acids. NCBI's taxonomy places the organism in Eukaryota, Viridiplantae, Chlorophyta, Trebouxiophyceae, Coccomyxaceae.